Molecule: messenger RNA, 1788 nt
Organism: Aureobasidium namibiae CBS 147.97
Lineage: Eukaryota; Fungi; Ascomycota; Dothideomycetes; Dothideales; Saccotheciaceae
Product: ATP-dependent RNA helicase mrh-4, mitochondrial
Exons: 1
Coding region: 1-1788 (595 amino acids)
Molecular function (GO): ATP binding; nucleic acid binding
Source: RefSeq, a predicted model, not a curated record
AUGCUCUCCCCCAGGAUGCGUCCGUCUCUGUGCCCCUUCUGCGAGGCCGCCGCCUUGAUGGCACGCUCGGUCUUUCCUCCUAUGCGCUCCACGCGCCACAUGGCUACCACACAAAAACCUCGACCAAAUCGAAUGGACCUGUCCCCCAAGGUCGCCUUCCCCGAUGCCAAACCUCCGAGACGACGAACCAAUAGUCCUUUCGGUGCCAUGAACGUCACACAUGCAGACUUUCGCAAUGCGCCUCGUCAGCGUCCAUCGACCGCAGAACAGAAGAGAGCAACACGAAAUGCUCCCGACAAGUACAAGCCCAGGGACGAGAAGAACAAAGACUCGUUCAAAGCUUUGAAGAUGCAGCGCGCCCUCAGUCAAGUCUCAUACAGCCAUCGGUCUGCUGUCAAGCAGAGUAUAGCCGAUACUGAAUCUUUCAACGAGUUUGCUCUACUGCCCACCGUCCACCAGUCUAUCUCGACUCAGGCAUUGAAGGGUAUGGACGAUACCUCUCCUACCCCCAUUCAACGUCUCGCCAUCCCUGCGCUGCUCGGGACAAAUGGCAAAAGAACUAAAGACACACAGUCGAUGCAACAAUAUCUCCUGGCGGCAGAAACUGGAUCUGGCAAGACUCUGGCCUAUCUCCUACCAGUCAUCGAUGCGCUGAAGCGUGCUGAAAUCGCACAGGCCGAAGAGGAUGCUCAAGUGGAGAAGGAGGCAGCUUCGCGUAAGAACAUGUUCGAGCUUGAAUCACCGCCACUGUCCAACGAGCCCCAUCCCACCACGGGCCGUCCGCGCGCCAUCAUCCUGGUUCCCACCGCAGAGCUGGUGCAGCAAGUCGGCGCCCUGGCCAAGUCGUUAUCCCACACAACCAAGUUCCGUGCAGCUCUUAUCUCUGCCAACUUUACCGGUACCGUUAUUCGCAAUCGUCUCUUCUCACCUUCAGGCGUCGAUCUCCUCAUCUCUACCCCACAUCUGCUCGCGAGCAUCAGCGAAAACGAUCCGAAUGUGCUAUCGCGAGUCACUCAUCUGGUCAUCGAUGAGGCCGAUUCGCUUCUUGACCGCUCCUUCGCGCCCAUUACUGGCAGCAUCCUCGACCGUGCCACUCCAAGCUUGAAGCAGUUGGUCCUCUGCUCCGCCACCAUCCCCCGUAGUCUUGAUUCGUACCUCCGCAAGCGAUUCCCGGACAUUCGUCGCCUGGCUACUCCCAACCUGCAUGCCAUUCCUCGUCGUGUCCAGCUCAGCGUUGUAGACGUCGAGAAGGAUCCAUACAAGGGUAACAGAGAUCUCGCCUGCGCAGACACUGUCUGGAACCUCGGUCGUGAAGCAGGCGAGGAUAGUGUCAAGAGAGUCAUUGUCUUUGUCAACGAGCGUGAGAAGUGCUCUGAACUAUCGCUCUACCUCCAGAGCAAAGGCGUCGAUGCCAUGGCCCUCAGUCGUGACUCGGACGAACGUAAGCAGGCUCAGGUCCUUGCCGAGUUCACCGGUGCCGCUGUCGACACCAAGCCUGGCCAGCCCGGCCCAGUGGUGCCUCGUACACUGUCUGGUAAAAGGCAACUGACCAACACAAAAGUUCUCGUCAUGACUGAUCUCGGAUCUCGCGGUAUCGAUACCUUGAUGGUCCGCAACGUCAUUCUGUACGACGUACCCCAUACCAGCAUCGAUUUCAUUCACCGUCUCGGACGUGUUGGACGUAUGGGAAGAAGAGGUCGGGGUAUCGUUCUUGUCGGCAAGGGAGAUCGCAGAGAUAUUGUCAAGGAAGUACGCGAUGGCAUGUUUACUGGCUCUGCUCUGAUCUAG